CCCCGCGGGCCGGAAGACUCGGGGUAGCUGGUGGGGCCUCCUGGCUGCGACCCAUAUCGCAGUGUGGUUUGCACUAAGGCGCCAGGCGCCGGCCUCCGGGCUCUGUAGACCAUGGCUCCGUCCCAGGCGCCCAGCCGGGACCGUGCAGGCCAGGAGGAUGAGGACCGCUGGGAAGCACGGGGGGACCGCAAGGCCCGGAAGCCCCUGGUGGAGAAGAAGCGACGCGCGCGGAUCAACGAGAGCCUUCAGGAGCUGCGGCUGCUGCUGGCCGGCACCGAGGUGCAGGCCAAGCUAGAGAACGCCGAGGUUCUGGAGCUGACCGUGAGGCGCGUGCAGGGCGCGCUGCGAGGCCGGGCGCGCGAGCGGGAGCAGCUGCAGGCUGAAGCAAGCGAGCGCUUCGCUGCUGGCUACAUCCAAUGCAUGCAUGAGGUGCACACGUUCGUGUCCACGUGCCAAGCCAUCGAUGCCACUGUCUCAGCUGAACUCCUGAACCACCUGCUAGAAUCCAUGCCGCUGCGCGAGGGUAGCAGCUUUCGGGAUCUGCUGGGGGACUCCCUAGCUGGGCUGCCUGGAGGCUCUGGGAGGAGCAGCUGGCCUCCAGGAGGGUCCCCAGAGUCCCCAUUGUCCAGUCCCUCAGGUCCCGGGGACGACCUGUGCUCUGACCUAGAGGAGAUCCCAGAGGCCGAACUAAACCGGGUGCCUGCCGAGGGGCCGGAUAUGGUGCCUACAUCCUUAGGUGGCCUGACCGCAGCUCGCCGGGCCCAGAGUGUGUGGAGGCCUUGGUGACCAACACUUACCAGGGACCUGUGAACAGUGGGCUGCCAUCCUUGCGUUUACUUUCUCCCUGGGUAUCAGAUGAGGUGGAGACAGCCCAGGAUGCUCCCCCAGGUAUGCCUGCCCCACUCUCCAGUGGGUGGCUUGUACGACCACCCUGAUGGCCAGCCCCUGCAGGUCCCUAGCACUAUUAUUUUGAGGGAGUCAAUUUCGUGGACCCUAGAGCUCUGGAUGGGGGCCAGAGGCUGGGGAGGGGGGUGCUACAGAAAGAAGGGAGACUCUCCUAGAGCAGCCAGGGCUCCCUCAUGUUCACGUUUUCCUGACUUUUAGGUAUUCUGAGGGAUCUGGGGCAGAAGUGGCCAAUCUUGAGCAUUAGUGUCCUGGACAGGGACACACUAGCCAUAGCAAUCCUGAUCUGAAUAGAAGUUCAGAUUUGCUACUUUAGCUACGAGACCAGGGGAGGCAGGCAUAUGCUGCGGUCACUGAGGCUGCUCCCUGUUGGUAACACAGUUGAGUGUGUGAGUUUGGUUGCCACUGGAUGCUCCAACUGAGUUAAAUAAAGAACUUUGGAGUUAGUUUGC
Molecule: messenger RNA, 1355 nt
Organism: Apodemus sylvaticus (European woodmouse)
Lineage: Eukaryota; Metazoa; Chordata; Mammalia; Rodentia; Muridae
Gene: Hes6
Product: hes family bHLH transcription factor 6
Exons: 4
Coding region: 112-786 (224 amino acids)
Biological process (GO): anterior/posterior pattern specification; regulation of transcription by RNA polymerase II; regulation of neurogenesis
Cellular component (GO): nucleus
Molecular function (GO): protein dimerization activity; DNA-binding transcription factor activity, RNA polymerase II-specific; RNA polymerase II cis-regulatory region sequence-specific DNA binding
Source: RefSeq, a predicted model, not a curated record